Messenger RNA from Penicillium malachiteum, 1434 nucleotides. RefSeq names its product ribosomal lysine N-methyltransferase. Gene Ontology annotation, molecular function: protein binding; protein-lysine N-methyltransferase activity. Gene Ontology annotation, cellular component: nucleus. Gene Ontology annotation, biological process: peptidyl-lysine monomethylation. NCBI's taxonomy places the organism in Eukaryota, Fungi, Ascomycota, Eurotiomycetes, Eurotiales, Aspergillaceae. The transcript is spliced from 4 exons. The record is from RefSeq and is a predicted model, not a curated record. Bases 1 to 1434 code for a protein of 477 amino acids.
AUGUCUUCUUCAACCCACUUCCAAGACCCUCCGAGCUUUCAGCAACAGUCCAACGAGUUUGUCUAUUGGUUAGAGUCCAAUCCAGGUGUCAAAGUCAAUCCAAAGAUCCUUCUGGCAGAUCUAAGAUCUACUGGAGCUGGACGAGGAGUCGGGCGAAGAGCUAUUUUCCAUCCCCGUUCCCUGAUUAUCGCUGUCCCAAACUCAGACUUGAAAGGUCUGCUGCCGCAAGAUGUUGAGUCUCUUGGCCCAUGGCUAUCACUGAUGUUGGUUAUGCUUUAUGAAUAUUUGCGUGGCCCCCAGUCUCGAUGGGCGCCCUAUUUCCGAGUUUUGCCUUCCCGCUUUGAUACUCUUAUGUUCUGGUCGGAGGCUGAGCUGAAGGAAAUGCAGGCUAGUGCCAUUGUUGACAAGAUUGGCAAGCAAGGUGCCGAUCAGUCUAUUAUUGACUCCAUUGCGCCUAUUGUCAGGGCUAAUCCGGCACUAUUCCCACCUGUCAAUGGACUCGCAUCGUAUGAUGAUGAUGCUGGUACUGCCGCUUUACUGGAGAUGGCCCAUAUUAUGGGAUCUUUGAUCAUGGCUUAUGCUUUCGAUAUUGAAAAGGCUGAAGAUGAUGAGGAAGAAGUUGGUGAUGACGAUGAGAGCUACAUGACCGAUGAGGAGGAUGAGCAGCUUCCCAAGGGAAUGGUUCCGCUUGCUGAUCUUCUCAAUGCUGAUGCCGAUCGGAACAAUGCACGUCUUUACCAGGAGGAGGAGUGUUUGGUCAUGAAGGCCAUCAAGCCAAUUCACGAAGGAGAAGAGAUCUUCAACGAUUAUGGUGAAAUCCCCCGUGCCGAUCUGCUCCGCCGAUACGGCUAUGUCACCAACAACUACGCCGUGUACGACGUUAUCGAGUUAUCUCUGGGCGAUGUUUGCCAGUCAGUCGGCCUUCCCAACAGCGAUGUGGAAUCUCAACCCAGACUCCAACUGCUCGAGGAACAUGACCUCCUCGAAGAUGGAUAUGUGAUUCCCAGACCAUCUGCUAAUGCUACUCUGCAAGAUAUCCUUCCUGCAGAGCUCGUUAUCUUGCUUACUACACUCACACUCUCCCCUGAAGAGUUCGAGCAGCGUCAAACAAAGAACAGACCUCCCAAGCCUUCUAUGGAUGCGAACCAAGCUGGUUUGCUUUACAAGAUCUUGCAGUCUAAGCAAGCACAAUACGCCACUUCUCUUGCCGAAGAUAUCAACCUUCUUUCUGGACUUCUUCCGCCUAAUGCUCCCGAUGCCCUGGAGGGUCCAGCUCGUCGACACAAAAUGGCUUUGCAAGUGCGCCUCGGCGAGAAGGAGGUCCUGCGUGCUCUCCUAGCGAUGCUCGAGUCCCAGGCCUCAAAUGGAUCUCUGAAACGAUCUGCCAAUGGCGAUGAUUACGAUUCCCGCCAAAGCAAGUUGGCCCGUGUAUGA